GAUUAACUGACAAGUAUACCCACCUAGACAUGACAAUGCAUCUGGUGCUCCACCUCGGCUUAUUCCGGGCUCGAUGGCCGUCCCGUCCAACCCAGGCAGCUGGUAUAAAACCCUCCGGCCUACCUGAUGUCUUCAUUCUCCACCUCUCACCUCCAAACGGCAAACACAUCAGAGAUCGAUCGCCUUGCACGAAGCUAAUCUAAUUAUUAAGCUAGAAAGAAGAGAGCAUAACAAGCUAGCCAGAUGGCAAAGGUACACCCGAACGUGGCCGUGCCAGAGUCGCCGGCAGGAGCCGUCGUCGAGGAGGAGCAGCAGCAGCCCACGGUUCUGACGGUGUGGCGCAAGUCGUUGCUCUUCAACUGCGACGGCUUCACCGUCUUCGACGCCACCGGCGGCCUCGCCUUCCGCGUCGACCGCUACGGCUCCUCCUCCGGCAGCCGCCGUCGCCGCGCCGAGGACGUCGUGCUCAUGGACGCCGCUGGGAAGCCUCUCCUCACCGUGAGGAGGAAGAUCAAGCUCAGCCUCAGCCUGGGGGAACACUGGGUGGUGUACGACGGUGACGCGAGCGCCGCGGACGCGAAGCCGCUUCUCUCCGUGCGGCGCCACCACGUCGGCCUGCACCGCCGCGCGUCCGAUAAGACGCUCGCGCACAUCACGCCUCUAGGAUCAUCAUCCUCCGAGGCGGCGGCGUACGUGGUAGAGGGUUCGUACGGGCGGCGGAGUUGCGCGGUGCGAGACGCGCGCGAGGGCGGCGCCGCUGCGCUGGCGGAGGUGCGGCGGAAGGAAUCGGUGGGGGACGACGUGUUCCGGCUGGUGGUGUCGGACCACCGCAUCGGCGCAGCGCUGUCCAUGGGCGUCGUCAUCGCCCUGGACCAGAUGUUCGGCGGCGCCUCGUCGCGGACGUCGACGUCGCUGCUGCCGAGGAGCUGGUCGGCGUAGGAGCACUAGCUGGAGUAGUGGCUACUGGCUACCAGCUGGUGCGGCCCCCACGUGGCAACCAAAUGGAAAGCUACUGCUGGCCCCAUCUGUCGGCGUGAGCACAGUUUUAGGUGCCUGCCAGAAACAGAUGAUUAAAUCUGCGUUUUUCCUUUUAUUUAGAAAGGAGAAAAUCAAGGACGGUGAUUUAGACAGGCUAUGCAAAGUGUGUACAUAAAAGAUGCUAACAAAAGUGUGCUCAUGAAUGUGUAAUCUCAGUGGUACUUAUUAAAUUGCACCUUCCUGCUUCAUACU
Lolium perenne is the source of this 1230-nucleotide messenger RNA. Its product is annotated as protein LURP-one-related 8-like. The record is from RefSeq and is a predicted model, not a curated record. NCBI's taxonomy places the organism in Eukaryota, Viridiplantae, Streptophyta, Magnoliopsida, Poales, Poaceae.